AUAUCUGUUUAUUAUCAAAGACUGGACAUUGCGUGAAAAUAGGUGUAAAUAGCCUACCUGUUGUAACUUUUACUCAUUGAAUUUUUUAUAGUAGCGUCAUAAUAAUGACUUAAAUAACCUGUGAAGUCAUUUGUUUUGUUUUAGAACUCAGAUGACAAAAAUCCAUCCUUCCCUAAACGAGUGGUAGGCUACAUGUGCAUCGUUUCUCUAAAAAAAUCCCAAAUCUCCCACAGCACGUGAAGGCAGCAGGACAGUGAGCAGGUAGAGAGUGUCAAUGAGAUCCCAGGGGAGAGACAGAGAGACAGAGAGACAGACAGUCCGGGAGGUAGACAGACUUUAGGGACGGUGUCAUAACUGUACACGGUGUCUCUCCACUUUAUACACUUUAAAUGGAGCUCACGAGGAGUUUGGACCACUUUUAUUCCGUACUUUUUUUCUUGUAGUCUGUAUAAUCGCUGAUGAUUUUGAUAAACAAUUCAUUUUUUCUCCCCUCAGUGUUCUUCAGGAGGAUCGGAUCUAAUUUCUUACAGUGCAGAGGAGCCACUGAACUCAGGGGAAUGCCUGGUGGUGAUUUUUUACAGCGAAUAAGUUGAUGUGUCUUGUUAGAGAAGUUAAGCUCAGCAUAAUUACCGAGUUACACGUGAAGUAAGGCAACGGGUCCAUUUGCUUUUGGUUAAUAAUUAGUGCUGAAUUUCUUCGAGGAUUUAUUUUUCGCAACUCUUUGGGUCGUAAAAAAAUAUUACCCAACUUUUUUUUUUUUUUGGCAGUGCACAAUCUGUCACCAUGCCUCAGAAGUCCCAGGCGGACACCUGUAACACAGCCUUUGAAGUUCAACCUCUUCUUCUCUUCUUCUCUUGUGGAAUUAUGCAGAAAACGUGGCGCCUGCAGGAUGUGCUAUCUUGUGAAUGUGAGGUUCAGUGACUGGUGCACAGUAAUAGUUUGGAUACGGAUGAAGAUUGAUAUGCCUGCUCUUCUUCUGGGAGAGGAUACAGCAGCUCAACUUUAACCAAAUGAGGACAUUUGUUGUGUAUGUCCUGCAGACCAAUGCACACUUCAAGCUCCCGACACAACACGGCGUGUCUGCACGGUGCCUCUGAGCAUGCACACACAUUAAUGACACUGGAGAAAAGUUGAUUGUAUCUCGGAAGAUAUCAGGCUUUAUUUGCUCCAUGUGCGCACUGAGAGGCAUUUCUAUAAAGUUUGAACUCUGGUGCUGAAUGGAAGUUUUGAGUUAUGAUGGCAGUCCUCCUCCAGCUUUAAAAGGAUCUGUUUAGUCGGAAAAGAAAGAAGAAGAAGAAGAAGUGUGGACGUAUAACUAUCUCUAACUCUUCUCUCCGUCUAUCUAUCCGCGGGUGCUCGCCUUGCUUUGAAGUCCACCAUGUGCGGCCGGGCACCGCCGCUGCAGCCGAGGCCAUGACCGUCCCUCAGCGGCGCCUGGCCGGGCUCUGGCCGUGGCUCUGGCCGUGGCUGCUCAUGGCGGCCCUGCAGGUGGUGCUGGGCCAGCCGGGCCUGGAGUCCGAGCGGCCGGCCCUCCGAGCGCUCAUCAAGGUUGCACUGCUGAACCACGAGCCGGCGGGGAAACCCAUCACUCUGGAGGGGGUGUUCGUGGGAGGAAGUGCCGGCUACGCGGAGGGGAAACUAAUGCAGUAUCACCCUCUGUCUCUCUGCAACACGAGCGAGGAUGAACGACAAGAGAGCGACUUCAUCACCAUCGUCAAACUGGAGCACAGGGUACCCCGCUGUCUGCCGCUGCUCGAUAAGGCUCGCAUGGCGUUGAACAAAGGAGCUCAGGCUGUUAUCUUUGAUGUCAGCGAUGAUGCCAACGCUGCUGCUGAGCUGCGAGAAACCGACUCCCUUCCCCGUCCAGUGGUGCUGGUGGAGGCGGAGGACGCAGAGGAGUUGAUGGGUCUGGUCAACAAGAACGAGGAGGCCAAAGUUCGUAUUGAGAUCAUGGUGGAGCAGCCUAGAUGGCCACAUUAUGAUGUGGGUAUCCUGCUCACCAUUGUCCUAGCCAUUGUGACCGUCGUCCUAAUCUUUGCUUUCCGCUACAAGUGCAAGUCCAACAGGACCUGGGACUCUGUCCAUCAGCAGACCAUGCGGGCCAUUAGUCGACUGGAGACCAAAACCUACAGCUCCCAGGGCUGCUCGGGCUCCCAGCGUCACCGUGCCAACUGGGGGUCAGCCAGCAGCUCCAACUCCAGCCCCGUCUGUGCCAUCUGCCUGGAAGAUUUCCAGGACGGGCAGCAUUUGAGGAUCAUCUCCUGUGCUCACGAGUUCCACAAAGACUGCGUCGACCCUUGGCUGCUACAACACCGCACCUGUCCCCUCUGCAUGCACAACAUCAUGGGGACGGAGCGGCAGGCCCAGAGGAACCGACUCCAGCAGAGUCCAGAGCAAAGCCAGGGUUUCCUGCACCCUCAGCCUUACAGUGGCCCACGCAACCACCCCUUCCCCCAGCACGCCAUCCCCUUCUCUAUGAGGCCCCACUAUCCUCGUGGACCCUCUGGACCUUACCCAUCUCUGGGCCACUACUCCGGCCCUUCUCCUGUUGACGCCCAAACACUACGUUUCCUCGCCAGCAGGCCGCUUGCCUCCGGCUGUGGGUACCACCUUCCUGCAGAGGGUCCCGGGAGGCCCCACAGGAUGGGAGCUAACUGCAGGACUUCCACCCACCACUACACGCCCCGUCGGCCCUGUCACAACUAUCGCUCAUCCUGUACGGCCCAGCGCAGCGCGUCCAGCUCCAGACUGCACCACGUCGCCUCCAACACGCCACAGCCCCGCGGAGCGCCAGCCCACAGCCGGCAGGACGACGGCAGCUGCUCGGGUGGCAGCUACCACACGGAACGCAGCGGAUACUUGGCCGAUGGGCCGGCGAGUGACUCCAGCUCAGGGCCGUGCCACGGCUCCUCCAGCGACUCAGUUCUCAACUGUACUGACGUGUCCCUGCAAGGAAUUUAUGGCAGCUGGUCCACCUUCCGUAGCUCUCUGAGCAGUGACUACGAUCCGUUUGUGUAUUACGGGCCGGGUUCUGGGCGCGCCCCUCGCAGGAACAGCCUGGAGGCCGGUGCCCAGGCCCGGCCCAGGUCUCUGGAUUCUGUGGUGAACAAAGCGGGCUGCCCUGAAGAGCAGCCGCAGACUGUGUUCAGCCACAUCCACUACCACCGCCACAGACACCACCACUAUGAGGAGGGGGAGCACAGCCAGGGCCCGAGCAGAGGCUCGGACGAGGAGCAGGGGGCCGCCGCUGCCGCUGCUGCAGCCGCACCUGCUGCUCUUGUCCCGGACAAAGACUCGCCUGUCUGCCCUCCUAAGCACGGCCCCUGCCAGUGCCCAAAGCCAGACCCCACAGAUCGGCCCAGUGCUGGGACUGAGUGUCAGGACCAUGACCCCGGCAGCCCCGCAGGACCUCCUGUCCUGGUGUCCCCAAUCCCUUUACAGCUUCAACCCCACUGCUGCCACCAGGGACACGGACACCCUCCCGCUCCUCUCGGGCGAGUGGGUGGCUGUGUGCUUGACGGCCCCUCUGUUCGCUUCCACCAGAGCCUAGAUCUGCAGGACGACCGUAGCAUCCACAUCCACUACGGUCAGGGCCCGGGCUUCUGCUGCUCCCCUCCCGAGCUGCACCCCGCCUUGCUCCCCGUGCCCCUCAUUAUGGACUCUGGGGGUAUGGAGGACUGGCCUUGCUAUGCCGGGGCCCACGUUGUGUGGCAGAAGCGGGUGCAGCAGGCCCGCUCAGAGCCUCAGCUGUUGGGGCCUGGGACCUCUACGGACAGGCCGCCCUGCAGGUUCCACCACGGCCCUGCUGCUGACCGCAACACAGACAUUUGUUUGUACUGCCAAACAUUACACCACAAUCAGGGAUCAGAAGAGGAGUCUGGUGUGUGAGAACUUGUUGCAUCCCCAUUAUUAUCACGCUGCUACACAGGAGCCAGAACGGACAAGCCUCUCAUUGGCUAUAGCUCUCAUGUCUUCCACAUAAUUCCACCAGCAAUGCCUUCGUUUCAGACGAUUCCCCAGCUUCCCCCAGGAUCCAAAGCUCACGUGAAAAACUCUCUCAGCCGAGUUAGAUUGAAAUGAUUGUGAUUAAAUCAUGCAGACAUUUUAGAACCCUUCAUAAUGUUGUAUAUGAAAAAUAUAUUGAAUGAUUUCGGAGUUGCUGGGGAAACGACUCAAAGGGGAAAAAGUGUUUUUCUGUGUUUCUCCUCGUCAGUUAUAGGAAGAAUAUUCAUUACCGAUAUUGCAAGUUCCCAUGCUCCUUAGUGACAAGCAACGAAUGAUCCUUGCUUAGGGUGUUGAGCCCUCAUGAAGUGAGACUCCAUCUCUGCAUCGCUCACUUGAUCUAUUUUAGAGGUACUUAACUUUCUUCGUCUUCCUUCGCUGAGUCCAGCCUCAGCUGAGAGAAGCGUUUCUCUCCAGCCUACCUCAGCUCAGAUUUCUUAACAUGCCUCACACAGGGGGGUCUUUAAAGGUACUGCUGUAGUGAUUUUAUUUUUAUUUUUUGGUCACAACCAUGUAGCUCCCAUAAACUCAACAAAAAGUUGUCAGUCUGACCUGUCCAAACGGAGAGAAAGGUUGACGCUCAGCCCCUCAAACAACGAGCAUUCACCGAGGUCGCUGAGCCUUGCAUGGGCCUUGUUUUCAUUAUUUCAAUAAUGGCAGCUGUUUUCAACAAUGUUUGUUUGUGUUUUGGAUCAUUUUCUGUUUUUUGUAGUCUGUAAUUAUUAUUUUUUUAACCUUUCAAAACGAACCGGUUUGACUGAAUUAUGUCGUCGUCAUUACAAGCUCUUGUUCUUGUCAUUUCUCUUGCCAGUGGUUACUUCACUUGUUUGACCUCAGUGCUGUUUAAACCAGCCAAUUAGACUGUUAUCAGUUCAUUAAAUAGGCGUUAUCAGUCGCUAUAAGCCCCAUAGAUGUGGGUCAAUAGGGGCCUACUACACCCACUAGUAGGUUUUUAUCAUCUAUUCACAUG
This is a messenger RNA of Sebastes umbrosus (honeycomb rockfish), 4972 nucleotides long. Its product is annotated as E3 ubiquitin-protein ligase RNF43. NCBI's taxonomy places the organism in Eukaryota, Metazoa, Chordata, Actinopteri, Perciformes, Sebastidae. The record is from RefSeq and is a predicted model, not a curated record. Bases 1414 to 3888 code for a protein of 824 amino acids. The transcript is spliced from 9 exons. Gene Ontology annotation, molecular function: frizzled binding; ubiquitin protein ligase activity. Gene Ontology annotation, biological process: ubiquitin-dependent protein catabolic process; Wnt receptor catabolic process.